AUGACUGGCUCUUUAUCCUUUGCAAAGCAAGGUUGGAAGUUCCAGCAAGAAGUAGUAGGUUGGCCGCCAGAGGGAACCUUUGAUCUUACUGUCAUUUUUGCAGUUAAAAAGAUUGUUUUUCAGGAGACCGGAGGACACCCGGACCAGGUUGCCUGUGUCGUGGUAUGGCAAGACCUCGCCCAGAAUCCCCCUCCCUGGGUGCCACCCUCCAGCAAAGUCGCUGUUGUUUCGGGAUCAGAAAAUACUCAAAGGCCACCUACAAGGAAGCCUUCCGCCCCUCCCCAACCCCCCGUCCUCCCGACACCAGACGACUCGCUCCUUCUCUCUGAGCCCCCGCCCUACCCGGCGGCCCUGCCGCCUCCUCUGGCCCCUCAGGCGAUCGGACCGGUGCCGGGCCAGGCGCCCGAUAGUUCCGAUCCUGAGGGACCAGCCGCUAGGACCAGGAGUCGCCGUGCCCGCAGUCCGGCAGACGACUCAGGUCCUGACUCCACUGUGAUUUUACCCCUCCGAGCCAUAGGACCCCCAGCCGAGCCCAACGGCCUAGUUCCUCUACAAUAUUGGCCUUUUUCCUCAGCAGAUCUUUAUAAUUGGAAAUCUAACCAUCCUUCUUUUUCUGAAAAACCAGCAGGACUCACGGGACUUCUUGAGUCCCUUAUGUUCUCUCACCAGCCCACUUGGGACGAUUGCCAACAGCUACUCCAGAUCCUCUUCACCACUGAAGAGCGAGAAAGGAUUCUUCUGGAGGCCCGCAAGAACGUUCUCGGGGACAACGGGGCCCCUACACAACUCGAGAACCUCAUUAAUGAGGCCUUCCCCCUCAAUCGACCUCAAUGGGAUUACAACACGGCCGAAGGUAGGGAGCGUCUUCUGGUCUACCGCCGGACUCUAGUGGCAGGUCUCAAAGGGGCAGCCCGGCGCCCCACCAAUUUGGCUAAGGUAAGAGAGGUCUUGCAGGGACCGGUAGAACCCCCCUCGGUUUUCUUGGAACGCCUGAUGGAGGCAUAUAGGAGAUACACUCCGUUUGACCCCUCUUCUGAGGGACAGCAGGCGGCAGUUGCCAUGGCCUUUAUCGGCCAGUCAGCCCCAGAUAUCAAGAAAAAGUUACAAAGACUAGAGGGGCUCCAAGACUUUUCCUUACAAGACUUAGUAAAGGAGGCAGAAAAGGUGUACCACAAGAGAGAAACAGAAGAAGAAAGACAGGAAAGAGAAAAAAAAAAAAGAGACAGAAGAGAGAGAGAGGCGGCGUGAUAAACGCCAAGAAAAAAAUUUAACUAGGAUUUUGGCCACAGUAGUAAGUGAUAAAAGGUUUACAGAUAAGCAGAAAGGGACCCUGAGCAACCGGGCAAGACCGACACCUAGGGACAAAAGGCCUCCUCUCGACAGGGACCAGUGCGCCUACUGCAAAGAGAAAGGCCACUGGGCAAGGGAAUGCCCCCGAAAAAAGAAAAACGACAAAAAAGCUAGGGUUCUAUCCCUAGACGACUAGGGGAGUCAAGGUUCGGACCCCCUCCCCGAACCUAGGGUAACAUUGACAGUGGAGGGGACCCCCAUCGAGUUUCUGGUCGAUACCGGGGCUGAACAUUCGGUACUGACCCAACCCAUGGGGAAGGUA
Messenger RNA from Cynocephalus volans (Philippine flying lemur), 1612 nucleotides. RefSeq lists its product as uncharacterized. The transcript has 2 exons. Bases 1 to 1248 code for a protein of 415 amino acids. The record is from RefSeq and is a predicted model, not a curated record. NCBI's taxonomy places the organism in Eukaryota, Metazoa, Chordata, Mammalia, Dermoptera, Cynocephalidae. Gene Ontology annotation, biological process: virion assembly.